AUGCCACCUUACUCUGGAGUCCAGAAACAGCUGAUCAAUCAGUUUGUCAACUUUACAGACGCAAAGGAUACUGUAGCUGUCAAGUUCUUGAAAGCACAUAGAUGGAAUGCAGAGGAAGCUAUUGAUGCAUACUUUCAGAGCCCCCAAGGAAGUGGGGGAAGCACUUCAGCUCUCAAUAAAGUCUUCGAUUCGUAUCGAGAUGAACCCGAAGAGAACCCCGAUGGCAUCGGUAUCGAAGGUGCCAUGAAGUUCCUGGGAGACAUUCAAGUACAAUUAGACGAAGUGGCAUGCCUUGGGAUUGCGGAGCUCCUCAAGUCGCCAUCCAUGGGCGAGUUCACGAGAGAAGGCUUUGUCAAUGGCUGGAGAGGUGUCAGAUAUCUGACGAGAGAAUCCAGCUGUGACAAUCUGGACAAGAUGAUCAGCCACGCUGCGAACGUCCGGGCGCGGAUCCCCAUCGAGCCCGAUCUCUUCCGUCGCGUCUACCGGUACACAUUCCCCCUGUGCCGUAUGCAAGGCCAGCGCAAUCUCCAGUUCGACAUAGCCUCUGAGCAGUGGCGGCUAUUCUUCACGCCUCAGAACGGCGGUAUCCAGUGGAACACACCCACAACCCCCUGGUUAGACUGGCUGAUUGAGUUCCUGGAGGAGCGCGGCAAGCGACCCGUCAACAAGGAUUUGUGGGAGCAGGUCGAGGUGUUCAUGCGCAAGACGCUCGAGGAUGAGAACUUUGGUUGGUGGAGUGCCGAUGCUGCUUGGCCUGGAACCCUGGAUGAUUUUGUGGGAUGGGUGCAGGCCAAACGAGGCAAGGGUUCGGAGGAGAUGGAGGUCGAAUGA
Messenger RNA from Aspergillus clavatus NRRL 1, 831 nucleotides. Its product is annotated as defective in cullin neddylation 1 family protein. Bases 1 to 831 code for a protein of 276 amino acids. Gene Ontology annotation, biological process: protein neddylation; positive regulation of ubiquitin-protein transferase activity. Gene Ontology annotation, cellular component: ubiquitin ligase complex. The record is from RefSeq and is a predicted model, not a curated record. Gene Ontology annotation, molecular function: ubiquitin conjugating enzyme binding; ubiquitin-like protein binding; cullin family protein binding. The transcript has 5 exons. Lineage: Eukaryota; Fungi; Ascomycota; Eurotiomycetes; Eurotiales; Aspergillaceae.